CCGUUGCUCGCGCGCGCCGACUUGCAAAAAAAAAGAAAACCAAUUUCAAAUUUGAUUCUGUUGUAAUUUAGUGACGUUUGACAGUUAAAAGGAUUAAGUGGCAGGACAAGGUGUCCAUGGUUGUGCAGUGUGUGUGAUGUAUUGAUUAGACUCUGCCGCUGAAUACCAGGAGAUCAGCAUGAGGGGCAGUAUAUGCCAGUUGCUGUUGUUGGCGCGACUUGUCGUAGCUAUCACCGGACCUAGGAUUGAGAACGACUUCGAUAGAAGAAGCCAAGGACCAAUUGGGCAACAAGGCUUCAACGAACAUCAGACUAGAUUUGGAGUAAACUCACCGCUACAAAACUUUCAACAAAAUCCUUCACUCAUAAACAAUGCACAGCAACUGCAGUUCCCUCAGCCUCUUUUGAACCAGCAGCCAUACGUGCCACAGUUCAAUAAUCUAUUGCCAUCGCAGAAUAUUCCAAACAAUCCACUACCAGUUCAAAAUAAUAAUGGAUUUCAAUAUCAACAGUCCAAUAUAAACCCUUCUAUCAACAACUUUCCUCAACAAGGCUUAGGACAAAUCGUUACACAAAACCAUAAUAUCCCUCAACCAGUGCCAACUCUGGCAACCUUCCAGGGUAGCCCGCAAAUACCUCAAAAUACUCCUAUUUUUAAUCAAAAUCCCAACCUACCAGCGCCACUCUCUCUUGCUCAACAGAGACCUACACAAUCUGCUUUCCUACCAACAUUAAGUUCCGCUCAAAGUCAGCAAAAUUAUAAUAUCCCAAAUCCAAUAACUAUUCAAGCUGCACCUAAUCUAGGCCCGCAAAAUAUAAAUCAGAAUAGUCAGAUAUCAUUUCCAGCAGCUUUAAGUCAGGGACCUAUUUUUGCAAAUAACCAACCUUCUAACAUCCAAGAUUAUAUAGAACAGCAAUCUAAAGAAAACUUGGAAAAACUGAAAGAACUUCAAGAAAGACAGAGGAUUAUACAAAAACACCAGGAAUUUGUACAGAAACAACAACAAAAACAGCAGGAAAAAGUAGAAAAACUACAUGAAGAAUUCCUUAACAGACAAGCAACCAAAGCCUUGCCUGUCUAUACUACGACGGAGACCUACGAAGAUUUAUAUCGAAAGAAUCAAGAAAAACGCAGACCUAUUUUACCUCAUGAAACAGAUUUAUUUAAAAAAGCUUUAGAAAUCUACGAAAAACAACACCCUACAUCUACUACUACAACUUCGACUACAACCACCACGACAACAACAACAAGACCUCCGAGAUAUCGAACAAGAGGGACAAUCAAACCAAGAACUCCACCCCAAGAUCGGAAUAAACAAAAACUCUAUAAUGAAAUCAAGAAUAUAUUAGAAGAGAGUGAAACAAAUGGCUUCGAUGACAAUCUCAGAGCUAAAAGUGUGGCUCUGUUACAAAAACCUGAUAUUUUGAAACAACUCAAAGUAGCACUUGCUGAAAAUCCUGAGGAUUUCAGCGAAAAAAACUUUACAUCCCGUGAAAUUUCUUUGAAUGGUCAAAAGUAUGAAGUGAUUAGAACAACCAACCCUAAUUUGAUUCCUAAGGGCGCUAUCUCAGCAGACAGUUCUGAUUUGAGUAAGUAUGUUGAGUCUCCUCAUGAUUCACAAAAAGAGAGUCGUGUUUCUUUUGAUGAUUUUACAAAGGGCGUAUUGCCACCAGGAGCGGAUUAUGAAUUAGUAAAACAAGGUGAUAAUGGAAAAUUAGAAGAAGUUUCAGUUUUACCGACCUCGUUGCCAAACCGAAAGAAAGUUACAUUCGUCUUUCUAGAGGAACAAGACGAUGGUUCGUAUAAAGUAAAGGGAGUGAAAGCAAAUGGCCAACAAACGGAGGAAGGCCCUGAAGUUGAAGAAAUUCUGAACAGAAUAAAGAAAGGUGAAAUUCAACUUCCCGGACCUACUAAAAUUUCUAAUAGUCUUUACAGUACGACGACUGCCAGUCCAUCGACAGAAUCUACUGAUUACAUAGCGGAGUCAUCACAUCAUCCUUCUAGCUACUCAACCUUUGUCACAACAUCAAAUUAUGGUUCUUCAGGACUAAAGAAUUCUGAACAAACUACGCCGGCCUCAACACACAGAAAUUCAAUACUAUCAUCAGCAAGACCUACUCAGCAAUAUCACAGAGAAACGAAUUCACCUAGAGAAACAUACAGAGAAACCCACUCGACAAGAGCUUCCCAAACAGAUUCCUACACACCUAAAGAAUCGCAAAGUGAAGUUUUAUAUACUCCAAAAGAAUCGCAAAGAGAGACAUACAAACAACGGGAUAAUUAUGAACCAAAAGAAUCAAAUAGCGAGUCAUAUACACCAAAAGAAGUAUACAGAGAAUCAUUUACUUCAAGAGAUGCACACCGAGAGACCCAAGCAUAUCAACCUACAACAAGACAAACAUCAACAGAACGAUAUGUUAUUAGGUCUUCGACACCUAGCUAUAGCAAUACUAGACACAAUCAAACACCAAGAAGCUAUUCUAGUUCAACAUCCGUAAAAACGACUUCAUCCUAUCGAUCAACACCUUCAUCAUCUGAUCAAAUUGUUAUAGGAUCUUCUACACCCACCCCAAGCUUUGAAGAUCCAACGUCUCAAUCUUUUGUUGCAGUUGGUCCCAAUCCAAGUCUAGUUGAUAUACUGAAAGAAAAUGGUUUGUUUGCUACUGCAAAAUAUCUUAAGCAAUCUGGUUUAGAUGCUAUACUGAAUGAGACUGGGCCGUACACAAUCUUUGCACCGACAGAUAAGGCUUUUAGAACGCUUUUGGUACAGUUAGGAGGUCCUGAUCGUGCAGAAGAGAAAUUCAAGGAUAACCCGAGGUUGCUAAGUGGACUACUCCUGCACCAUGUGAUACCUGGAGCGUUCGACAUUGGCUCCUUACAAGACGAGAUGACAGGAGUUUCCUUAGCUGGCACUCAGCUAAGGGUCAACCAAUACGACAUGCACGACGUCGAAUGGAACGAAGUCAGAGUAACCACUAUUAAUGGUGCUCGAAUACUCGAAGAUAAAAAGGACAUACAUAUACCCCAGGGUAUAGCUCAUGCAGUGGACCGAGUGAUGUUCCCUCUGCCAGUGGGCGAUCUGGUGCAGACACUACAGGCGGACAGGGACCGUCGGUUCACCAUUUUCCUGAAGGCAAUCUUCGCCAGUGGCUUCGCUGAAACACUAGCAGAAAGCAAGACAUACACAGUGUUCGCGCCGACGGACGCGGCGUUCGCGCGAUUGGCGGCGGGCGAACUGGCACGACUGUCCGAGCGGGGUGCGGCACGCGCGCUAGUGGCGAGGCACGUGCUACCCGGGACUCUGUAUAGCGCCGGCAUGCGCUACUACCAGCUACGAAACUCCAUGGAGGACGCCAAGCCGUUGACGCUCCAGAAGAAUUCUGGUCGAAUAAAGGUUAACAACGCGCAGGUGAUCACUCACAAUAUCCCGGCAACAAAUGGCGUUAUCCACGCGGUCGACACCUUACUAUGAAAUCACCCGCCAAAUUAGUUUAAGCAUAAAAUUCGUUAACACUUAGAUAAAAGUACAUACCAUAGAUAUUAAUUUGAAAUACUUACGGCUGGAUUAAAGAAUAAAUUGCAUACAAUUCCCGCCAUAAUGUUAUAAACUAUUAAAAUUCCGAUUUAAGUUUUAAUUCUUCCGAUUGUACGAUUUUAUAAGUAUUAAGAACUACAUAUAAAAAAAUCCCUGUUAAAUAUUAUAAAAAUUUUAAUUUUAAGACUGUAAAUAUUUUAUAAAACUAAGCCAAUAAUUUAUAUAUUUAGCAUUGUGUAAAUAUAAUUUGAUUUAACUUA
Molecule: messenger RNA, 3795 nt
Organism: Leptidea sinapis
Lineage: Eukaryota; Metazoa; Arthropoda; Insecta; Lepidoptera; Pieridae
Exons: 6
Coding region: 179-3472 (1097 amino acids)
Biological process (GO): extracellular matrix organization; cell adhesion
Cellular component (GO): extracellular matrix
Molecular function (GO): cell adhesion molecule binding
Source: RefSeq, a predicted model, not a curated record